Messenger RNA from Mycena citricolor, 6533 nucleotides. Lineage: Eukaryota; Fungi; Basidiomycota; Agaricomycetes; Agaricales; Mycenaceae. The record is from the annotation of a GenBank genome assembly.
GCCCUGCUCUCAUCCAACGCAUUUUGAUCCCUGUAACCUUCCAGCAAUCGCUCCUCUUCGUUCAAGACUUCGUCGGCCCAGGAAGGAAUGUGUUGCGCAGGAAGCAGUUGUCCGUCAGCCAAGUGCAGAUUAGGCAAGCGGCCUCCAACUGCGCCUUGCGGAGACACAUCCCAACGAACAGAAACUUUCUUGAGGCCACGAAGAGCAAGAUAAGCCUGCCAUUUCAGACAUUCUACGUCCGAACUUAAACAUAGCGCUCGCGGCGGAUGAAUCCAAAGCGUAGGCGAAUCUGGAGUUUUCCCUGAGCGAGUUUCUACAGCGGGGUAUGUGACGAUUGGAAAGAAAGAAAAGAGGUGUGCAAGUGGCUUGGGGAUUUCCAUAGCGAAACAUUUCGGCAACUUCGGUCGUUGGCGCUGACUGCUGGCGCAUACCGUUCGGACUGGAUCGACUCCAUGUCUGAACACUCUUCUUCGGAUCCAUCGCGGGCUCCUUCGCCUGUAUCGCCUCUUCCUCCCACUGCGCGCCCGUAUAGAUUCAAUUGGGACUCGACACCGAAGGGGCCUGAAAGUGUUUCUGGAACUACCGAAGGCCGAGACUACUUCGCAGGACCGUCGCGUCUCAACCUGCUCAAUAGUUCUACUACUAGUCUUGCCAUCGGAGCAUUGCCGGGACAGUGGAGUAGUUCUACUCAUGGGUUCAACGCUAUAUCUACGGUCCUUAACAAUCCCCACAAACGUCAGGCGCCUCCCAAGGCACAUUCGUCACUUCCAGCCGUUCCUCCAACGGACCUACCUCGCGUUCGCAGAAAAGACUUCGACUCGUACCUGCGCGCUAUCACUCCGGAAUGGGAGAAUCUCGAACGGAACAACCAGUUAGACCUGGAAGCGGAGAUGCAGUUGGAAGGUUCAAGCACGCCUCGGGCCUCUUCCUCUCAAACGCCGUUUGUGCAGACACCGGGACGCCCAUUACCGUCGUUGGACAUCGUGCCGUCCGUUUUCUUCCAACCCAAGUUCAACCUCGGAGAUCCUCGCACGUUCAACGCUGUUACAGAACAAGACUCGCUCCAGGCGGACCCUGUCUUCGAUCCCAUCGCGCUCUCGUACUCCCUCCCUCUUCUGGAGAAGUUCUCCCACUACGCAGAUACCGUCGAGCAACACCUCGUUCGCGAAAUAUCUCUGCGCUCUGCCUCGUUCUUUGCGGCACUCACGAAUCUGAAUGAACUGCAAAGCGAAUCUGAAGAGUGCUUGGAUCGAAUAUCCAAGCUACGCACACUCUUGAAGGAUGUCGAUGAGAAGACGGCCAAGAAAGGAUUAGAAGUGGUGCGGACAGAAAGCAGGGUGCGAAAUUUGGGCAAGGUGCGCGAGAGCGUCAAGUUUGUUGGUGGUGUGGUGGAGAAGACAGGUGUUGCCCGGAGUUUGGUGGCUUCGGGUCAAUGGGACAGUGCACUAGAUGUCUUGAGGGAGAUGGAGGAAAUGUGGGACGGUUCCUCGACUUCAGAGGCGCGCGGGCUGGUCGCACCUGCGCUAAGCAGGUCUUCCUCCUCUCGGAAAUCGCCUGGUUUUCGCAGCACGGGAAGUCUCGUCUCGACGCCAGAAGAACGGCCAUUACCGCCGCCGCCGUCGCCACCACCUAUACCUCUAUCGUCGCUCAGCGCAUUCGCUGCUUUGCCCGAACACUUGCGUAUCCUGACCAUGGAGAUCACGACCUCGCUCACGAAUGAUGUGAUGGCGGUUCUGAGAGUGGAUCUGUUGGAACGAAUCGGUGGAGACGUCCCAUCCACGGAAUCGCCAGAACGAAAUGAAGUUCUCAAAGGUCGAUUGCGACCUCUUUUGCAGGCCCUGAACCGAACGAAGGGUUUACGGGAAGCUAUGCUCUCCUGGAGAGAAGUCGUCAUGGAUGAGACACGCAAUGUGAUAAAGCAGAGGCUUCCUGCGUUCGAUCCUGGGGAGGAAGAAGGUUCAGGGGAAGCUUCCAAGACCGGCCUCGCGAAUCAUCUACGAACAAUGGGACACUCUGAUUUUCUCGCUCUGCUGCAGGGGAUCUACAAGAGUUUCCUGAAUGGAAUCGAGGGGCUGAGCAGCCAGAUUGCUGCGCUACUAGAGGUAGUCGGGUCCGGCGCAGAUGCGGCAUCGGACAGGAGCAGUCUACAGGACGACUUGUCAGAUAUGCUAGGCUCUGCUGCAGAACUGGCAAAUACACAGGCAGCUAAGCUGGUUGUCAUGCGAGCUGAGCAGCACUCGGCCCUGCCCCUAUCGGACUUCAUUGCCUUCUUCGACGACUCCUGGUCCUUUGUCAUCAAGUGCGAGGUCAUCUGUCGCAAGAUGUUUGUCGGGCUUCGCGGUGUCAUCAUCAGCCAGUCCAAGACAUUCCUGCAGGCAUUCCAUCAAGCUCGGUUGAUGCAGUCAGGGAGCCUGGUCGAGAACGAGCAGUGGGAGCAGAUUGAUGUCACACCCGCCAUGCAAAGCGUCGUCAACAUACUGAUCGAUUCCGCCGUACAAGAUGUGCCUUCGCUGUUACUUGCUAAAGGCUCCGACGGGACACUACCGUCCGUGGGCCUCGUUGCACCCUCCGCUGAUGGUGCGAACGGUCGCACACCAACAUCCCCUUCUGCACCGGUGAUGAAGCGGUCCAACGGGUCAUCGUCUGCCAAAAAUGCCAAGACGCGACUGCGGAUCGAAGAGCGCACGUUCUCGCUGGUCUCGGCCACAGCUGAGACGCUGACGUUGCUGCUGGACUACUUGCGCAUCAUAAUGAAUCUCUCGAUGCUGACAACCGACACGAUGAGUCGAGUCAUCGAGUUUUUGAAGGCUUUCAACUCUCGUACGUGUCAAGUCGUGCUGGGUGCCGGUGCGAUGCGGUCCGCGGGUCUUAAGAACAUCACCGCCAAACAUCUGGCGUUGGCUUCCCAGUCGUUAUCCAUUGCGAUUGGCCUCAUUCCGUACGUUCGGGAGACAUUUCGGCGACACCUCAGCCAGAAGCAGGCUGUGAUGCUAAUCGAGUUCGAUAAACUCAAGCGAGAUUACCAAGAACAUCAAUACGAGAUUCAUGCGAAGCUCAUUGCUAUUAUGGGAGACCGCCUUUCGACCCAUAUCCGGGCCUUCCAGGUUAAAACUUCGGCCGUGGACUGGACAAUGCCAGGAGAAGGCGUCAACAGUUACAUGUCUGUUCUGGUCAAAGAAACUACUACAUUGCAUAAAGUAUUGUCACGACAUCUCUCCGCCGCCGUGAUCGAGGAAGUGAUGUCCCAGGUGUUCGCCGCCAUCAACCACCGACUGUCGGAAGAAUAUGGACAGCUCGUGCUGCCGAGUGAAGAGGCUAGGCAGAGACUGCUCGCCGAUGUACGAUAUCUACACCAAGAGCUCUCGAAGCUCAAAAACGUUGGAGCUCCAAGUGGAAUGCUGGAGCUUGUGAUCGCAGAACUGCGCAUCCCGCAAGCGACCUCACCGGCUGCUAAUGCGACCAAGUUUGCUGCCAAUGGCAACUCCAAUGCCAAUGCCCCAGCUUCAAAUUCUCGGCUUCUUGCGAACCGACUUCGAUGGAAUUCUCUCACUCCCAAUGCGGCAAAUCCGACUUCAAAUCCGCCACAGGCUCAGAACGGACCAGCUCCCAAUCCAAAUGAAUCAUCUCUGCCAGUCACGCCUGUGAAGAUCACCGCACCGUCAAGGAAGGCCUCUUCUUCUGGGUUCAGGCAGAUGGAUCCGACGAGUCCCGUGCCGGAGGGUGUCGGGCAGGACCCUUUGCGCGUCACCACGCCAAUACAGCCUGUUCCGUCGCCUGUUGAGCCGGUGGCAACACGAAGCGAGUCUCCGGUGCCCAUCGAUCAGGAGGCCCGUCCCCCAGAUGCUGGGUGAAAUGGAGGGCAUUUUACUUGAGGACUACGUGUAGAAUCAGCUAAUAUGGAAUGCGAUGGUGCGGAUUGCGCAAAUUAUGCUUUGGGGGGUUAUCCAUGGGUUCCAUUCUUCACGAAGAGCGUCCCAGAAUAAGUGACAAGGCGAUGAUGGACAGCCUGUUGACGAUCUUCUUCCACAUAACAAUGGGAGAUCCAGCGUGCACGAUCUCGAGAGCCGGGGAUACCAAACGAGUGCCCGAGCGAAAGGGCUGGUCACCCGACAGCAUCCGGUGAGUGGGAGGGAUGUCGGGUGAUCUGAUCACCCGAGCCUUCCGCCGCACUGAGGUCGGGUCCGGCGGGUCUUGGGCCCUUGGGACUCGACCACCAUUCACGAGAGCGUAAGUAUGCUCAAUUUCCCGUGAUGGCAAAACCUGGACCCCCUUCCGACACAUGCGGCGAGUCCAGAUCCGGGAAACCGGUGCUUUGGCGCCAGUAACGUUGAGCUCUUGCGAUCAUCGAACUUUUCCGUCAAUCACCCAUUGUCCUUGCCUCGCCACAAUUGGACCCACGACGACUCCUCUUUCGGCUCUGAACAAUGGGCGCGCUUAGCUCCCGCCGUUUCCAAUUGCUCUUUGCCGGGCUGUGAUAUGGACUACCCUGCACAUCAAUCUUCGUCUGCCACUCCUGCAGCUGCCUGUGCCAGUUUCCAUCUAGUUCUCCGUCUCGGGACGUCAAACACGUUGGUGGUGAGCUGGUGGUCUCCGCUGCAGCUGAUGUGAAGACCAAGCCCUCACUAAAACCAUGAUUUUACCUCUCUCGGUCCGCCGUCCCGGUCCCAGCUCUCGGCUGCGCUCUUGCCUUUCGCGCUCAGAAAUAGGCUCUGGGUGUGCCUGUCUGCGAAGGUACUCAAUCCACUCUGGGAAUGAUCUAGAGCAUGCAUCAUCACGUCGAUUGCACCAUUCCCUCCGGCUUUUGAACGGUUCUGCCAACGUGGACCAAGGGGGCCCGAGCUUCUGGAACAAUUCAUCCAAGCUCAAUCCGCGUCCAGGCCGCUGCUCGCGUGUAGGCAAUACUUUCCGGUGCCGCAGUCGAGGCCACAAUCAGUUUUACACCACACACAUUGCUAUACUCCACGCUAGUGCUUGCUUGACGAACUGCUCGGACCCGAUAGCGGACGCACUAGCGGAAAUAGGAAAGUCUCUCUCUACUUACAGGACGAUCAAAGUGCAAGCAGUCCGCGCGAACUCGCGUGUUUGGAGUGAGCGGGGAGCAUCUCCUCCUCGGUCUCACCCCCACCCUUGCUCCGAUUUUGUCUCGGAUCCACCGUUCUUCGGCCUAUCGAUAACAAAGGCUCCAGAAGGCUACUCCUGUUCUCCGAAUCUGCGCCUAUAUGACCUUCAUGUACUGGGUUCUAUCGAGACAUUAAUGGAUUCUCCCAGACUAGCCCUAGUGCGGUGGGCAGUCAAGUCAAUGAGAUAUUCAUGGCCCUGCUCGGUUUCGAUCACUGGCACGCCACGACUGUGCAUGCUGGGUCCACUCGCCUUAAUAUAAUAUAUGAUGUUAGCCCCGCCGUGAUAUGACUCGAAUGCAUCGUUGGGCCGUGUUCUCUUCCAUUUCACUGGCUGCGAUCUGUCCAUUUGAGCUGUCAAGCCUGCGCCGCUGCAAAAGCGGGUGGACUCCGCCGCCCACAAAUCAGUGAUUUUUAUUUAUUCAGAGAACAAUUGCAAAACCUAGAGGUACCGAUCUGCUCUGCGGUUCUGCCGAUGAUAGAGAGGGCGCUGAUUUUUUUUGCGUAUGGUUUCAAACCCCGACAGUCUCUAGCCUCCACUUCGGCUCUCCGCGGUGCGCAAAGAAACUUUCUCGUUCGUACAUUUGCUAUUCCGAAUACUCUUGUGUUGGCCGCCGGCAGAGGCAUUUAGUGCGCUUCUUGCACGGGGAAGAUGUGAUCCCACAGCUGUUGGAAGGACACGUAGCCUGUGCCAUCCGUCCAAUUGAUACUGUGAGCACUGAUAACGCGUGCUGAGCCGACGGGGACCUGCCUUUUGAGGCCUGUGAGCCUCGUUGCCCAUCAAGACAGAUCGUUUGCGCUGUCACAUGGGGCUGACCUCCGGUGACUUGCACAUCGUCGAAACAACGUCGGGGAUGUGAUAGAAAAUUCCGCCCGCCAUGUUUGGACCGAGAUCCCUCCGCAAGGGCUGUGUCACCGCCCAGAAUCGUUGUUUGGGGCAAUAACAACAUCUGGACGGGCCUAGCCACAUUGCCGGCAUCGGGCUGGGAUCAAAUACUCACUCGGGGCGAGAAAAAAUUGCGCUGGACUUGCGGCCGAUCUCCGCGGUUUUUCUGUGCGGGGAGUGUUAUUUUGAGAGUUGAUUUUCUUCCUCGGUAUCAGAUGGACAGCUCUCACAAUCAUUCUUCGCCUUCGAAGCGGAAGCAGAGGUGGGAUGAUCAGGCUUUAUGCCAACCGGCUCUCCAGAAACUGGGACGGUGCCGGUGAAGACUUGAUCGGACGCGCUGACUACUCGUGACGCGCGAAAUCUUGAAUUAACUUGGCAUAGCAGUGAGUACCCGUCCCGUGAUCGCGUGAUGCAGCAACGUUUUCCGAUUUCAUUUAAUAAUAAUACUAUGGUCCUGCAUAGAAACAGGGGAUUUGGCUGCUACGAAUUUCAUUUAUCAAGCACACGGUGGCCCUCGAAAGGGACGCGCA